This is a messenger RNA of Seminavis robusta, 651 nucleotides long. The record is from the annotation of a GenBank genome assembly. Lineage: Eukaryota; Bacillariophyta; Bacillariophyceae; Naviculales; Naviculaceae.
AUGAGCAUCCUCUUUCAACGACUCUAUUGGACACUGGAAAGCCAAUGGUGGGUGGUACAAAACCACGCACCGAUGUUGGAGACUUGUGCCACAGCGGGUAGCUUCACAGCUCGUUUGAUAUCUAUUUGGGCUCCCUUGAUGUGCUUUCCUCAAUGGUUCGCCAUUGGAAUGGGCACCGCUGAGGGAUACGCCAUUUUUGCGGCACGCUAUUCGGCCAUGUGCAUUGUUCGCUACUUGGAUGGAAAAAUUCCUUGCACUCGUGCUUUAGGGAUCUGUCAUAUUUCUGCGUUGGGUCCUCUACUUUUGUGGCUUGUGUUGGGAAGGCGUGAAGAUCGAUACGAACAGGGAGACAUCAGUGCUUCUUUCCUAAGCAUGGAAAUCAAGAUUAUUGCUCUUUGUGUUUUUAUGGACAUUCGGGACUUCCUCUUGCACAUACAUGAUUGGGUAUCCUUAUCCCUGCUACAUUCGAGUUGCGGUUCAAGCAGGUGCCAUCAAGGACGUGACCGAUGUGAAGGCCCGAGCCAAAGUGCACUGGUGGUCAGCGAUUGUGGGGCCUUGAAGGUGAGGAGGUUAGCAUAUGCCCUGUUUCUGGUUUCUUUUCAUUUUGUCGCUGCUCACUUUUCGACGCACUUCAACAAAGUGAUGUCAUGA